Molecule: messenger RNA, 306 nt
Organism: Monoraphidium neglectum
Lineage: Eukaryota; Viridiplantae; Chlorophyta; Chlorophyceae; Sphaeropleales; Selenastraceae
Exons: 1
Source: RefSeq, a predicted model, not a curated record
AUGCAACCAGCGUUACAGCGCGCCUCCAACGCGCUGCUUUUGAGCAGCCGACCUCUCUGCCGCGCAGCUGAGUGGCAGUGCUGCAGUGUCACGGCCACGCGCGCCUUCACAGCAGCAGCAGGCGCGCCCAGCGGCAGCACCCGUGGCGCGUGCUCCACCAGCGGCUCUGAUGCCCGUCACAAGGCAGAGCGAUGGUCGGAUGACUCCGCCGCCAGCGAAGAAGAAGGCGGCGCCGCGCGGCCUGCAGAUGCCGUCAAGCGGCGUCGCGUCCUUGGUGCCGUGCUGCGGGAGGCGCAGUUGGCAGAG